Molecule: messenger RNA, 471 nt
Organism: Funneliformis caledonium
Lineage: Eukaryota; Fungi; Glomeromycota; Glomeromycetes; Glomerales; Glomeraceae
Source: the annotation of a GenBank genome assembly
AUGAAGAUUUAUAAUUAUCAUCAUUGUUUAAAUGGUGGAAAUGUUGCAGAUUUUUUUGGAAUAACUAAAGAUCCUAGUUCGAAUUACAUGUUUGUUAUGAAAUACUAUGAAUAUUAUGAACAUUUAGACUUAUAUUCAUUUCUUGAUGAAACCCAAGGAAUACUUUGUUGGAGAGACAUUGUUUUAAUGCUUUGGCAAAUAUUUGGAAAAAUCAUACAUUAUCACGAAAAGGGAUUAAUUCAUGGAAAUAUUCAUGGAGGAAACAUAUUGGUUGAAGUUAAACCGGAUUCUCGUCCAACUACAUCUGAAUUAUAUGAAAAGUUAGAAACUUGGAUAAGCGCUAUUGAUGGUCCUGAUCCAUCGGAAUUAUCCGAAGAGCUUUCAAAUUUGAAAAAAAGCAAAUUUGAUCAACAGAAUGUCCAUUCUGAAGCUUUUUAUACAAGCAGAUUUUUAAGUUUUUUAAGAUUAUGA